Molecule: messenger RNA, 857 nt
Organism: Eutrema salsugineum
Lineage: Eukaryota; Viridiplantae; Streptophyta; Magnoliopsida; Brassicales; Brassicaceae
Product: germin-like protein subfamily 1 member 20
Exons: 2
Coding region: 94-759 (221 amino acids)
Cellular component (GO): cell wall
Molecular function (GO): manganese ion binding
Source: RefSeq, a predicted model, not a curated record
AAAGCACCCAUGGUCCCAUGCUUCAGAAAGAACACACCUAUAAGUCUAUAACAAUCUAGUGAGUAGCAUUACCACAGCCUUCUGUUUGAAACAAUGAGGGUUUCUCAGUCUCUCAUCCAUACUAUCAUAUUGGCUUUGGUCACAUCCUUUGCCGAUGCUUAUGAUCCAAGUCCACUCCAAGACUUCUGUGUCGCCAUUGAUGACCUAAAUGGCGUUUUUGUGAACGGUAGGUUCUGUAAAGACCCAAGGCGAGUCGUUGCAAAAGAUUUUUUCUUCUCAGGCCUCAACGUCCCUGGGAACACAGAUAAUCAAGUCGGCUCCAAUGUGACCACAGUUAACGUUGACCAGAUCCCAGGGCUAAACACUAUGGGAAUAUCAUUGGUCCGUAUAGACUAUGCGCCAAAUGGUCAAAACCCGCCUCACACGCACCCUCGUGGCACAGAGAUCCUUGUCCUUAUCGAAGGAACAUUAUACGUUGGUUUUGUCUCUUCCAACCAAGACGACAACCGUUUAUUCGCCAAAGUAUUGCACCCGGGUGACGUGUUUGUGUUCCCCAUAGGAAUGAUUCAUUUUCAGGUAAACAUUGGAAAAGUCCCUGCGGUUGCUUUUGCUGGAUUGAGUAGUCAGAACCCUGGAGUGAUCACAAUCGCAAACGCCGUGUUUGGGUCAAACCCUCCGAUUUAUCCAGAGGUUCUAGCCAGGGCGUUCCAGUUGGAUGCAAAUAUUGUCAAAGAACUUCAGGCCAAGUUUGGUCCAUGAACUGAAUCGAAGUCGUUAAAAGUGUCUAUCAGUGUAAUACUCUAUGGUUAUGUUAAACAAAUAAAAGGUGCUUAAUAAAGUUAAAAUUAACUUCUACA